Messenger RNA from Cuscuta campestris, 1722 nucleotides. The record is from the annotation of a GenBank genome assembly. Lineage: Eukaryota; Viridiplantae; Streptophyta; Magnoliopsida; Solanales; Convolvulaceae.
CCCAGCAGCAGGGUACCGGCGCUCGUCGUCGUCGUCCUUCAUCAUCAACACCCAAACUCUCCAUUCCUAAUAAUAUUUUUAGAACUGAUGAAAAGCUAUCACCGCCGCCGCCGGGAAAAGCUGCCCCCACUAAUAACAAUACUAUUAUUAAAAACAAUAAGCUCGCUGCGAUGGUAUUUAAUUGGGCUAACGAGUUCAUCGACACCUUCAUUGACCCUCCCCUCCGCCCCUCCGUCGAUCCGCGGCACGUUCUGGCGUCCAACUUUGCCCCCGUCGACGAGCUCCCGCCGACCGAGUGCGAGGUCGUCGAGGGGUCCCUGCCGCCGAGCCUCGAGGGCGCCUACAUCCGCAACGGCCCGAACCCCCAGCAUCUCCCGCGCGGACCCUACCACCUCUUCGACGGAGACGGGAUGCUCCACGCCGUCACGAUCUCGGGCGGGAAGGCCACCUUCUGCAGCCGCUACGUGAGAACCUACAAGUACGAGCUAGAGCGGGAGGCCGGGGGCCCCGUCGUCCCCAACUUCUUCUCGGGCUUUAACGGCCUGCCCGCCUUCGUUGCCCGCGGGGCCCUCGCCACUGCCCGCACGCUUUGCGGGCAGUACAACCCGGCCAACGGGAUCGGGCCCGCAAACACGAGCUUGGCCCGUUUCGUCGGGGAGCUCUUCGCCCUGGCCGGAUCCGACCUCCCCUACGCCGUUAGAGUGACUCGGGACGGAGACAUCGUCACCGUCUGCCGCCAGGAUUUCGGCGGAAAGCUGGAGACCAGCAUGACAGCCCACCCGAAGAUCGAUCCGGACACGGGCGGGGUGUAUGCCUUCCGGUACGGCAUCACCCCGCCCUACCUGACCCUCUUCAGAGUCAACCCCGACGGAACGAAAGAAAGGGACGUCCCGAUCCUCUCGGUGACGCGACCGUCGUUCAUGCACGACUUUGCAAUCACGAAGAACUACGCCGUCUUCGGCGAGACGCAGAUAGAGAUGGCGGCGAGCCUUCUCGACCUGGUUUUUAGGACCGGGUUCUCGCCGGUGAAGGUGGACCCGAGGAAGGUCCCGAGGAUCGGGGUGAUCCGGAGGGACGCGGAGGAGGGGUCGGAAAUGCGGUGGAACCUCGAUCUCGGUGUCAUCAAUCCUGCCUAUGUCGCUAAGAAAAACAAGUAUGUGUACGCCGGGAUAGGGAAUCCAACACCAAAGGUAUCAGGAGUGGUGAAGCUGGACAUCUCGAUGUCGGAAUCCGACCGCCGGGAUUGCACAGUGGCUAGCAGGCUAUACGGGCCGGGGUGUUUUGGGGGGGAGCCGUUCUUUGUUGCCAAAGAGGGAGCGGUUGAGGAGGACGAGGGGUACGUGUUGUCGUACGUGCAUGACGAGAAAACAGGAGAGUCUCGGUUCAUCGUCAUGGAUGCUCAAUCUCCCGACCUACACAUUGUGGCCGCUGUCCUGCUCCCCCGCCGAGUUCCUUAUGGCUUCCACGGCCUCUUUGUCUCCCAACAUCACCUACUCCCAGUGGCGGAGCCAGGAGGUCACUAGUGGGGGCACACUCGGGGUCGGGGGAGUCCAAGGCAAUGCUCCCAAUUUUUAACUACAAUAUAAACUGAUAAAUCAAUAAUAAAUUGUAUCUCAAAGAUUAAAAUAAUUUACAAAAAUAUAACAAUAAAAUGUCAUUAUUAUUAAUCAUACCAUAAAGAAGUACUAACUUUUGUUUCUUGAAUAAGAUUUUGGUCAUUUG